CUAGCUAGCUCACUCUACUGGGGUAGCUUUAUCUGACACGACGCACGUUCUCCGAGGAGCAGCCAACCCAACCCAGCCCGGCAACCCGCGCCACCCCGUCGUCCAAUGCCACUCUCUGCCGCUGUUGCUGCUACCACCUCCAACUCCCCGGCACACAAGCCCCACUCCUCUCCCUCAGCCCUCGCCGCCGGCGCCUGAUCUUGCCCGGGGUUCGCGCGAGGGGACAGCCGGACAGGAGCCGCGAUGAAGAUCCUCGAGUCGCCCCUCAUGGGCGAGUUCAUCGGCUACCUCAAGUCCAACUGGGGCGGCAACUCGCGGGUGAGCCAGCGCCGGCGCCGGCUGCGGCAGCUGGUGGCGAUGGUGCGCGGGGUGGCGGACGCCGCCGAGGCCCGGGCGGCGGUGCGGGGCAGCUCCCUCCACCGCUGGCUGCAGCUGCUGCGGAAGGAGGCGCUGCGCGGGCAGCAGGUGCUCGACGCCACCACCGACCCCUCCGCCGUCGUCGGCUCGGCCAAGAAGUUCCUCGCGGGACUCAAGUCCCUCUUCGUCUGCAGCGCCGAGGUGGACCGCCUCACCGACGCCGUCGACGCGCUCGAGCGCCUCGCCGGCCCCGGCGCCGACCUCGACAUCUUCCUGAAGGUGCUCCGGCUCGACGUCGCCAUGGACGUCGACGACGCCGCCGCCGCUCCGGCCCCGGCUGGCCCCUUCUCGGCCGCGCAUUACGUGGACCAGGGCAGCUACUCCGUCGCCACCGCGCCCGGCGCCAAGAGGAAGCGCGCGGGGAGCUCCGGCGUCGACCAGGCCGGGGACGCGGACGGCGAGGCCGCGUCCCACUCCCACGGCCGGGGCGUCCUCGACCGCGCGUACCGGCACAAGCGCCGGGCCCUGGCGUGCAAGCGGCACACCGGCUUCUUCCCUCCGCCGGCGGGGCCAGACCGCUCCGUGGCGGUGGCGAUGGCCAUGGCCAGGGUGCGCCGCCGCAUCGGGACGCCGAGCCUCGGGCGGCCCUUCUCCAGGAUCUCCUUGGAGUGAAGCGAAGUGAAGAUCGAGCAGCAAGUAUGCGAUUUCUCGUGCAUCUUGCUGCUAGAACUGCUGAUGCAGAUUACCACUACUAGUUCGUCCUAGCUACCUAACAGAGUCGUUCAGUCAGAUUUCUAGUUAGCUGCUCGAGAUUAAGUACCACUACGUAGUACUAGUUCAACAUUUCUAACAUGAAUGGAUGAUGAAUGAAAUUGAUGUAUCAGUUUCGCUCCUUCUGGUUUGCAAGUGCCCCCUCACAUUUUACUCAA
Molecule: messenger RNA, 1286 nt
Organism: Triticum aestivum (bread wheat)
Lineage: Eukaryota; Viridiplantae; Streptophyta; Magnoliopsida; Poales; Poaceae
Exons: 1
Coding region: 244-1029 (261 amino acids)
Source: RefSeq, a predicted model, not a curated record